Molecule: messenger RNA, 993 nt
Organism: Caenorhabditis elegans
Lineage: Eukaryota; Metazoa; Nematoda; Chromadorea; Rhabditida; Rhabditidae
Gene: cpz-1
Product: Cathepsin Z-1
Exons: 5
Coding region: 15-935 (306 amino acids)
Biological process (GO): proteolysis; ecdysis, collagen and cuticulin-based cuticle
Cellular component (GO): extracellular region
Molecular function (GO): cysteine-type peptidase activity; cysteine-type carboxypeptidase activity
Source: RefSeq, marked reviewed
UGCUCCGGCGAGAGAUGCGAACUUUUGUGCUCCUUCUUGCACUUUGUGCGAUUUGUAUUCUAGCUUCUUCGGCUUAUGGCAAGGUUCGGAAGUAUUCCAACCGCAAUCGCUAUAACCUGAAGGGAUGCUACAAGCAAACUGGAAGAGUCUUUGAGCAUAAACGUUACGAUAGAAUCUACGAGACUGAAGACUUCGACUCGGAGGAUCUGCCAAAAACUUGGGACUGGAGAGACGCUAAUGGCAUCAACUAUGCAUCUGCUGACCGUAACCAACAUAUUCCACAAUAUUGCGGCUCAUGCUGGGCAUUCGGAGCCACCAGCGCACUAGCUGAUCGUAUCAAUAUCAAGCGAAAGAACGCGUGGCCACAAGCCUAUCUGUCAGUUCAAGAAGUUAUCGAUUGCUCCGGUGCGGGAACUUGUGUGAUGGGCGGAGAGCCGGGCGGUGUCUACAAGUAUGCUCACGAGCACGGAAUUCCACACGAGACAUGCAAUAACUACCAGGCGAGAGACGGAAAAUGCGACCCCUACAACCGUUGUGGCUCCUGCUGGCCCGGCGAGUGCUUCUCCAUCAAAAACUACACCCUCUACAAGGUCUCCGAGUACGGAACCGUCCAUGGCUACGAGAAGAUGAAGGCCGAGAUCUACCACAAGGGACCAAUUGCCUGCGGAAUCGCUGCCACCAAAGCCUUCGAGACCUAUGCAGGAGGUAUCUACAAGGAGGUCACUGAUGAGGAUAUCGAUCAUAUUAUUUCGGUGCAUGGAUGGGGUGUAGAUCAUGAGUCUGGAGUUGAAUAUUGGAUUGGAAGAAACUCGUGGGGAGAGCCAUGGGGAGAGCACGGAUGGUUCAAGAUUGUUACCUCGCAGUAUAAGAAUGCUGGAAGCAAGUAUAACUUGAAGAUUGAGGAGGAUUGUGUUUGGGCUGAUCCGAUUGUUUAAGCUUAUGAUUUUGCUUUAUUAUUUGUGAAUAUUGGACAAUAAAUUUUAUAAUUUUGUU